Molecule: messenger RNA, 1549 nt
Organism: Dendroctonus ponderosae (mountain pine beetle)
Lineage: Eukaryota; Metazoa; Arthropoda; Insecta; Coleoptera; Curculionidae
Product: UDP-GlcNAc:betaGal beta-1,3-N-acetylglucosaminyltransferase-like protein 1
Exons: 9
Coding region: 354-1409 (351 amino acids)
Source: RefSeq, a predicted model, not a curated record
GACAUGCUGCGAGCAUAACCCCAAGCAAAGGCGAGGUGGGAGAAGAUGUUCAAACUUUUGCAAAAAACGGAAUUAUUAUGCAUAUUGGCGACAAGUUUGCAUGUGGAGUUAUGAAUUGUUGAUACCUAAAGCACGUUUUAGCAGCAAAUAGCACGGGACAAUCUAAUUUUCGUGCAUAAAUAAGUGGUUUUGGAAAAGCGAAUUUCAAAAGUUUGUGAGUGUUUUUUGGCUUAAUUUAUGAACCCUUCAAUUUGAAGUGAUCGUUAAGUUUUUUUUUAGACGUGGUAUAGACAAGAUACAGAACACCUCUGAACCCUGGGGUUGUCCCGUCCGAAGGUAGCAUUCAGAACCUCAUGACCUCAAAUAACCAUUUUAUUAGUAUCAUUAUCCCCAUUUAUAAUGGUGCGACCUGGAUUGAAAACUGCUUUAAAAGUAUCCUGAAACAGACCGCCAUUGGUGUUUUGAAAUUAGAGCUUUGUAUUUGCGAUGAUUGCAGUACUGAUAACACUCCUCAAUUACUGAGUGACUGGAAGAGUACGUUUGAGGAUGCUGGUGUUGCACUUAAGGUUCACAGGAACGCGGAUUGCACCAAAGGGGUGGGAUACGCAAAGAACCGUGCAGUCAAAUUGAGCCAAGGCGAUUUUCUAUGUUUUCAAGACAUAGAUGAUGUUAUGCUACCCAAUCGAAUUUUGCGGCAAUAUUGGAGGGCUCUACAAGAACAUUCUCACACCAUUGUCGGAAGUCAGUUUAGAAGAGAUCCAGCCAAUUCUACCGUUCGUUACACAAAGUGGGCAAAUAAUUUGACUCAAGAGCAAUUAAAUUUGCAGGUUUUUACAUCGCAUGGACCCACUGUUAUUAUGCCAACUUGGUUUUGUAAUAGACGUGUCUUUGAAAGAAUUGGAGGCUUUUGCGAAUGCAAAAAAGGCUGCCCAGAAGAUUUGGUGUUUUUUAACAAACACUUGAACAUGGGUGGACAGAUUUCCAGAGUUGACGAAAUUUUAUUAGUUUAUACCUACCACACUGGCCAAGCGACAUUUUCCGUAAACGAAGAGACAAUUUGGAACAUUAGGGUGCAACGGUUGGAACAGACGAUACUUGGAAAAUAUAUAAAAUUUACAAUAUGGAAUGCAGGCAAGCAAGGACGAAAAUUUUACAAUUCGCUGUCGGAAGAAAACCGGGCGAAAGUCGUUGCGUUCUGUGAUGUCGAUGUGAACAAGAUUGGCAAAAAAUACAGAUCAUUUGAUGAACAUAGAAGGCGCUUCAAUAAUGAAGUGGAUAUUAUUCACUUCCAGAAGGCUGUUCCGCCAUUUGUUAUAUGUGUUAAAACCGACUUAACGGAUGGAGCGUUUGAAAACAAUCUGCAAAUGUUGAAUUUGAAAGAGGGCGAUGAUUAUGUGAUGUUCAGCUGAAUAACUUGAUUUUAACAAGACUUUUCCUAUUGGUCUUUUGCUCGAUUUUCCUGAAAAUUUUAGCUUUUGAAGCUUGAUAUGUUAUGAUGGUAAAGUCUACUCAAGUGUAUUUUCUAGAGAAAUUUAUGAACAGUGCGAGA